Molecule: messenger RNA, 3113 nt
Organism: Periophthalmus magnuspinnatus
Lineage: Eukaryota; Metazoa; Chordata; Actinopteri; Gobiiformes; Gobiidae
Gene: trip10a
Product: thyroid hormone receptor interactor 10a
Exons: 15
Coding region: 337-2097 (586 amino acids)
Biological process (GO): signal transduction
Molecular function (GO): protein binding
Source: RefSeq, a predicted model, not a curated record
AGUGUCGUGCAGCUGGCCCUUUAAGAAUUAGGAUUUGAGAGUGACGCGGAUAUGAAAGCUAGUUUAUCCCUCUUUCCUUCGCUAUGAAAAAUACUUGACCAGACUAAACUAACGACUACCAGUCUGAGCUAAUCAGUUAAUUAAAAUGACACUUUUCUUUCGUUGUUAAACCGCAGUGGCCGUGCAUGUUUUGGAGAAGGAUUUAGCUCCUCGGAUUACUUGACAGGGCCGAGAACUCGCUCCCUCUUCUCCCUCUUCUCCCUCUUCUCUCUGGGAUAACUUUGGAUAACUUCUUUGUAGCCGAGACCGCCGCUCAGCUUGGCCCAGGAGCUGAACAUGGACUGGGGCACGGAGCUUUGGGACCAAUACGAGAUCAUUGAGAAGCACACACAGUCAGGCCUGGAUCUGGUGGAGAAAUAUGUCAAAUUUGUGAAGGAAAGAACCGAGAUUGAGCAAAACUAUGCCAAACAACUGAGAAACCUUUCAAAGAAAUACAAUGUGAAAAGAAGCAGCAAAGAUGAACCAGACUGCAGGCUGUCCAGCUACCAGGCCUUCCUGGACAUCCUGAACGAGAUGAAUGACUAUGCAGGCCAGAGGGAGCUGAUCGCUGAGAACAUGAUGAUGAACAUAUGCAUCGAUCUCACAAAGUACCUGCAAGAAGUGAAGCAGGAAAGGAAGACGUAUCUUAUGGAGGCCAAGAAAGCCCAACAGAAUUUGGAAAGCACUUACAAGCAGCUCGAUAGUAGUAAAAAACGCUUUGAGAGGGAAUGGCGAGAAGCAGAGCGUGCCGCUCAAUAUGCAGAAAAGACAGACCAGGAUAUAAAUGCCACGAAGGCAGAUGUUGAAAAAGCCAAGCAACAGGCUCAUAUGAGAGCACAUGUUGCAGAAGAAUGUAAGAAUGAUUAUGCUGCUCAGCUCCAAAAGUACAACAAGGAACAACAGCACUUUUAUUUUAGUGAUAUGCCACUAAUAUUUAAUAAAUUGCAAGACCUGGAUGAGAGGCGAGUAAGAAGGCUAGCACAAGGAUACAACUUGUUUUCUGACACAGAAAAACACGUGAUGCCUAUCAUUGGCAAGUGCCUUGAAGGCAUUACUAAAGCUGGCACUAGUGUUAAUGAGAGGAAUGACUCCAUGGUUUUAAUAGAGCAGAACAAGUCUGGCUUUGAGCGUCCAGGAGAUCUCGACUUUGAGGACUUCAGCCAAGGCAUUAACAGGGCAUCCUCCGACACCAGUCUGAGCACCCCAAAAGGCCCCAUGGACCUGCUGGGCAAGAACCGGGGCAAAAACUUUUGGCUUUUCAACAAAAAGAGUAAGCUUACUCCCUCCUCGUUCCCACCGUUCUCCUCACCCCCCGCCCCUUCGCCUGCUAAUGGACCCCCGUCCCCCAAGUUUGGCCGGGACACUCUGUCAUACUGUUUGAAGGAGAUCAAUAAGACAGUCAAACCCCGAAUCUCAUCCUUCAGGACCCUCAGGAGAUCGCCCACAGUCACAGAGGACUUCACCCACCUGCCCCCUGAGCAGCGCAGGAAGAGGCUGCAACACAAACGAGAUGAGAUUGUUAAAGAGUUGCAAAAGGAAGUAGAUCAGAGUGAAGCUUUGGGCAAGAUGAAGGAUGUUUAUGAAAAAAACCCUCAGAUGGGAGACCCCGCCAGCCUCGCAUCCCAAAUAACUCAGACGACUCAGAACAUAGAGCGGCUAAGGGCAGAGCUCAAUAAGUACGAGACUUGGCUCACUGAGGCAGGGGGUCGUGGCGAUAUCCUCCGCUACAGAACACAUGCAUUGAACAACAAUGGGUCACAUGACAUAAACAGUCCUGACGGGGCUCAUUCUGAUGAGAGCACUCCUGACACCUCCCAGGCCAUUUACGCAGAGUUUGACGAUGACUUUGAGGAUGAAGAGCUUGCGGCUCCUAUUGGGACAUGCAUUGCGAUGUACAACUUCCCCGGUGCCAGUGAAGGGACCAUCUCGAUGCAGGAGGGCGAGGAGCUAGAGGUGGUCGAGGGGGACAAAGGUGACGGUUGGACUCGAGUUCGCAGAAAUAAUGGCGACGAAGGUUACAUUCCGACUUCCUACGCCACAAUCACUCUAUUCAAAUGAAAUGGUCACAGGAUGUAGAAAAGUCCUUUGCAUUUCCUCUCAAUGUGUGAAUCACAAAAGACAGUGCUUUGCUUGGGACUACGAGUUUUGCCAAAAGGAAUUUCAUAAGAGGGCAGCCACAUGCGGCAAAGCAGUGAUGGUGGGAUAAUGCACGUUAAGGAACCCAAGCGGACAUUUUUUUUUUAUCUUCAAAAUUCAACACUUCUCAACAGCAGGGUUUUGACACAGUGUAAGACGGUAACUAUUGAAGUGCAUUGGUAGUGCAGUAGGGGGACUUAUUCCACUGCUGAAUCAGGGGGAAAAGAGCUGCUCUGAUAUUUACGUUGAGUGUUAGUAGUAAUAUUAUUUAGGAUCUUCUUUUCUCUUUCAUGUUCACAAAUAACUGCCCUAACAGCUGUGGUCUCACUUCAGUCUCUGCGCUUGUUUAGAAACUGUCCCUGGCUUCAUGUUGUUUUGCACGGACCUAAAAUAAUGCACACUUCAGGAAUGGCUGAGGUGUGGACAUUCAGGUGUGUACAGCUCUUCUAUAAUGAAAAUAUUAAGAAGACACUAAAUCUCUGACAAUCACUCCACUAUUCAAGAUUUUCCCCAUAAAACCUGUAAUAUCUAAUAUGUAGAAAUGUUCUGAAAAUAAUUUAUUACUCAAGUUUUUGUUAGUUCUCAAGUUCAGUGGUUAGUUCUCUCUUCUAUUCCCAGAUGCACAAAUACUGGGCUGCCACAAAAGGGAGUAGAAGCUAAAUGUGCGAGCUUGUUUUUAUGUAAAAUAUAUUUAAGGAUCACAACACCACUUUUGUCUUAGUUUUUAUCAUGUAUAAAGGAAGUCUAGAUAGAUGACAAAUCUAUAAUGCAGUUAAUCCAUUUGGUUUGGAUUUCGCUCUGUCCUGGUUUAUGUUUUUGGAGCCAGCUGUAACUAGUCACAUGUCUACAGUGCCUUAUCAUUUUGUAUUGUAUACCAUUUAUAGCAGGAUCUGUUGUGUUUUUCAAUGCUUAAUAAAUGUGCAGCACGUUUAAAGUUU